Molecule: messenger RNA, 1000 nt
Organism: Mytilinidion resinicola
Lineage: Eukaryota; Fungi; Ascomycota; Dothideomycetes; Mytilinidiales; Mytilinidiaceae
Exons: 2
Coding region: 63-887 (274 amino acids)
Cellular component (GO): intracellular anatomical structure
Molecular function (GO): pyridoxal phosphate binding
Source: RefSeq, a predicted model, not a curated record
CUCAACACCACGUCCGCAUCGUCGCUUUCAGCAAUUCGCCCAGUACCCUUCCUAGAGAUGCAAUGGCCGCACCCACCGAACCAGACAUGAAGCUAGACCCCCAGCGCACACGCCAGCUGGUCGAGAACAUCACCACCAUCACCUCGCGGAUCCAGCGCGCAAACACUGCCAAUAGACCCAUCCGCCUCAUCGCCGUCUCCAAACUCAAACCCGCCACCGACAUCCUCGCCCUCCACCAACCGCCCACCGCCCACCUCCACUUCGGCGAAAACUACACCCAGGAACUCCACGCCAAGGCCGCCCGCCUCCCGCGCAGCAUCCGCUGGCACUUCAUCGGCGCGCUGCAGAGCAACAAGUGCAAGCAGCUCGCCGCGAUCCCGAACCUGUGGUGCGUGAGCAGCGUCGACUCGGUGAAAAAGGCGGAUGGGCUGGAGAAGGGGCGGCGAGAGCUGCUAGAAAGCAAAAAAGGCGACGAAGGAGACGCAAAGGAGGAGGAUGGCGAAGCACCAGGCCCCCUCAGGGUAAUGGUGCAGGUAAACACCUCGGGCGAAGAGUCCAAAUCCGGCGUCGACCCCCCCGACGCGCUGGCGCUGUGCCAGCAUAUCCGGACGCGGUGUCCGCACCUCCGCCUCACGGGGCUGAUGACGAUAGGCGCGAUAGCGCGGUCGCAGGCGACAACGGUGGAGACCGAGAAUGAGGAUUUUGCGACGCUGGUGGAGGUGCGGGAUAAACUUGCUACGGAGCUAGGGGUGGACAAGGGGGAGUUGGAGCUGAGUAUGGGGAUGAGUGCGGAUUUUGAGGGGGCGAUUAGGGGUGGGAGUGAUGAGGUGAGGGUUGGAAGUGAGAUUUUCGGGACGAGGCCGCCGAAAGGGGAAGCGGUUGUUUGAGGGGCGGGGAUGUAGAGGGAGCGUGUACCUUUGUAUAAUAGCAUGGGCAUGAGACAUGAGACAUGAUACAUAGUGCCUCAGAGGCAGGUUCGCACAUAAAAGCAGGCAUUUUU